UCCCGCCCUCCCUCCCGGCGGCCGCGGCGCCUCUGACAGCGCGGAGCGAGCGGAGCGUCCCCGAGCGCCGGGACCGCGCGCCGGAAUCCCCGCACCGGGACCGUCACCCCGCACCGGGACCCUGACGCCGCACCGGGACGCCGCGCCGAUGGAUUGAAUCUUCUGUGUUGAAUGCCUCUGGAUUUCCUGCUGGGUUUCACAUCUGAGCAAAUACUUGUGAUUUAAGCCACUGUGGCAGACUGAAUUGUGGAUCCUGGGUUCCCAAGACUUUAGCUCUUGAGGAGAAGCCACUGCUCGAUCACGUUAACCUGACAUCUCAGCCACGAUGGUGCUGUCACAAAGGCAACGAGAUGAACUAAAUCGAGCGAUAGCAGAUUACCUCCGUUCCAAUGGCUACGAGGAGGCAUACUCGGUUUUUAAAAAGGAAGCUGAAUUAGAUGUGAAUGAAGAGUUAGAUAAGAAGUACGCUGGACUUCUGGAAAAGAAAUGGACAUCUGUUAUAAGAUUACAAAAGAAGGUAAUGGAAUUAGAAUCGAAGCUGAAUGAAGCCAAGGAAGAAUUUACAUCAGGUGGACCUCUUGGUCAGAAACGAGACCCUAAAGAGUGGAUUCCUCGUCCUCCAGAGAAGUAUGCACUGAGUGGGCACAGGAGUCCUGUCACUCGAGUCAUUUUCCAUCCAGUGUUCAGUGUUAUGGUCUCUGCUUCAGAGGAUGCCACAAUAAAGGUGUGGGAUUAUGAGACAGGAGACUUUGAGAGAACCCUGAAGGGGCACACAGACUCUGUGCAAGAUAUUUCCUUUGACCACACUGGCAAACUCUUGGCCUCCUGUUCUGCUGAUAUGACCAUUAAGCUAUGGGAUUUCCAGGGCUUUGAGUGCAUCAGAACUAUGCAUGGUCAUGAUCAUAAUGUUUCUUCCGUAGCCAUCAUGCCCAACGGAGAUCAUAUAGUUUCUGCCUCAAGGGAUAAAACUAUCAAAAUGUGGGAAGUCCAGACAGGUUACUGCGUGAAGACUUUCACGGGGCACAGAGAAUGGGUGCGCAUGGUGCGGCCCAACCAGGACGGCACCUUGAUUGCCAGCUGCUCCAACGACCAGACGGUGCGCGUGUGGGUGGUAGCGACAAAGGAAUGCAAAGCUGAGCUCCGAGAGCACGAGCAUGUGGUAGAGUGCAUUUCCUGGGCUCCCGAGAGCUCCUACUCCACCAUAUCAGAAGCUACAGGAUCAGAGACUAAGAAGAGUGGCAAGCCUGGGCCUUUUCUGCUGUCUGGAUCCAGAGACAAGACCAUUAAGAUGUGGGACAUUAGCACUGGCAUGUGCCUUAUGACACUUGUGGGCCAUGAUAACUGGGUACGUGGCGUCCUGUUCCAUUCUGGGGGAAAGUUUAUUUUGAGCUGUGCUGAUGACAAGACUCUCCGUGUCUGGGACUUCAAGAACAAGCGAUGCAUGAAAACCCUCAACGCGCACGAACACUUUGUUACCUCUUUGGAUUUCCACAAGACAGCCCCGUACGUGGUGACUGGGAGUGUAGAUCAAACAGUAAAAGUGUGGGAGUGCCGCUGAUGGAGUUCACAGUGACCCCUUUUCCUCUGGAUGCACUCAGAUACCAUGGUUACCCAUUGAGCUCUGUUUAAAUAAAUAUUGUCCUUUCAUGUAAAUUAUUCUGGAUGUAGAUUGAGCUUAUUAAAUGUUACACACAAAGUAUUCAUGCAUGGUGAAUCCAAAUUGUAUACUGUAAAUUUACAUACGUUGUCUAGAAGUACCAUAGGUUUAAGAACAUGGGCUGGCAUUGGUCACAUCAGACCUGAGAAGGCAGAAGUGGGAUGAUUGGAAUAGGGCACUUAACUGAAUAGUUGACAGUGUCGUUAUGUCGGAUAAUUAUACCUGUUUUUCUUUCUGCUGUCUGUUGGUGCCUGAAUUGGUGACCUCAUUUGGGAAAAGUUUUGUAGGGCUCUUUCAGAAAUGUGUAUCUAUGUAACAUCACUUAAGUGUGCUUAAUAAAUCUUCUCUAAGAAUACUAGAUAAUAAGGCUGCAAUUCAGAAUCUUCUGAACCUUAUAUGUAAUUAAUGGAAAUUAAUUAAACUCUGGAAUAUUUGUCAUGAAACAUUUGCCAAAUCAACAGAAAACAUUUGUUUUGGCCUCCUAUCACGCAAGGGUUGGUAUAUUUAUAGAACUGACUGUAAACCUGAAAUAAGACAACAAAUCUUAGUCGCAGCUGAUGUGAUAAAUGUAUUUAUUUUUUAUUUGGUCAUUCAAUGGUUAAGCUGUGCUGUUAAACUAAGUUUAAAUGGUUUUUUGUUUGGUUUUUUUUUUUUUUUAUGCUAGACGAAUUUCCAGGAGGAGUUGUCCAUCCCACUAGAGUUUAGUGAUCCAGUUUCCAGUAGAGCUUCCUCUCCCAAAUGACUGCCAUGGUCCAACUUGCUGUUUGCUUUCCAUGUUUGUUAGAGAUGUGCAAUUCCUAUUUACACAGCAGGAUCAAAGGACACUUCCCUCAUUCACUGGCAGGAAAUUGGGGUAUACUAAAGUUUUUUGGUUUCCUUAGUGCCUCCUUGGACAAUGAGGUGAUCCUCACCUUGGCAAUGUGGCUCCAGUUGAAACAUCCUGGGGUUUGCAAGUGGAGAAAAACCGUGGGCUGCAGCAUUGAAAUGCUUUAAAGGAAGCACUAAGUAUCUUGAGACUCAGUUGACAAUGGCAGGUCAGAUCCAUGCAGGCUUCUAAAAGAAAGAUGCCAUGAACAAAGCCCACACCCAUCUGUGGGAAUGAUAAUAAACAUUAAAACCAAACCCAAAUCCUAUCAGCAAAACCAGCCCAGCUCAGUUAUUAGAAUUUAUGUUGUUUGGUGUAAACAAUUUUUAAUUUGCAUAUCCCUAAAGUUACAUAUUUUGAUCUGAAAUGAAUGAAAAUACUAUAAAUUAAUAUUUUAAUCACCAUUUUUGUGACAGAUUCCAUUGCAGAUAACCAAGAAUUACAAUACUUAUCAAACUAACCAGGUGUUUUUAAAAAUCAACUUUAAAAUUGACAAUACAAUGAAGUACCAGGCUGAUGUUUUAACAGGUGAAUUUGUGCUUUAUUUUAUUCCUUUGGUUUAAUCCAUGGCUUUUAAAAUGUCCCUUUAAAUGCCCCUGAGAGUCCCUGACCAGCAUAGGGUGGGCUGGAGGGUGAGCACACUGCACUGGUGAGGGGGAAACUUCCACAGUCAGCCCAGAAGGACCCUUUGUUCUGUGGGAGGAGCUGGGUGGGGUGUGGGAUCCUCUGGGAAGCGGUGGAGAAAGCGGCGUUCUGAUGUGGGGGUUUUCAGAGCCAGUUUAAGAUCCAGGCUAAUCUCUUAAAUCCAGUGGUUUCUGUCAUUCUCAGUGUGUGUUGCUGCAUAAGCAUGCACGAAUAAAGUCUGUUUUGUUCGUUA
Messenger RNA from Serinus canaria (Common canary), 3399 nucleotides. RefSeq names its product platelet activating factor acetylhydrolase 1b regulatory subunit 1 (gene PAFAH1B1). Gene Ontology annotation, cellular component: COPI vesicle coat. Gene Ontology annotation, biological process: intra-Golgi vesicle-mediated transport; endoplasmic reticulum to Golgi vesicle-mediated transport; retrograde vesicle-mediated transport, Golgi to endoplasmic reticulum. The record is from RefSeq and is a predicted model, not a curated record. The transcript is spliced from 11 exons. Bases 326 to 1558 code for a protein of 410 amino acids. NCBI's taxonomy places the organism in Eukaryota, Metazoa, Chordata, Aves, Passeriformes, Fringillidae. Gene Ontology annotation, molecular function: protein binding.